AUGAACAUUUUCAGAUUCUUGAUGCAGUGGACUCAAGAACACAGGCGGCGAAAGAGCGCAGCGCCAGGCGGCGGGGUCCGGAGGCGCUCGACGGCUCGCCCCCAGCGCCAGAGACAGGCUGUGUGUUGCGCCAGUGGAAGAGACCGGAGAAACCCAGACGUGGAAGAGGGGGCAGCCUGGACUUCGCGAGCCCUGGUGGGGGUGGCGGCCCACAGAGCCCCCACCUGCCCCGGGCCCCCACAGGAAGGAGGGGCCGCCGUCGCUGACACCACGGCCUUCAGCCCUUGGCUUCCGCGCGUCGGAGGCUGGCACCUCCAGGUGCCCCGCGGCGGCCGGAGCUGUGCGGGGGCCAGGCGGUUCGGCGGGAGCCGAGGCUGGGACCUGGGUGACCUGUCGUCCGCCCCUUCAGCGAGUCUCCAGUGGGCAUGUUUCAGGUGGGCAGGUCCAGCAUCCCCAAACCUGCCCCCCGCAGCCUGGAGGACCUGGACUCAGUGCAGCGUGUCCUGUUACACAGGUCAGUGCAGGGCCCCGGGGCGGGGGGCGAGACCGCCUUCUUGCCCCGGGAAUGUUGGCGAGGGAGGGGCCGCUUUUCUUUCUGGGGUCUUUCUGGAAGCAUCUGACUUGGGAUUCGCCUUAGUGCGGCGCUGGCCGCGGAGGGCCGUUGGGACCUGCACCCCACCCUUUCCAGAAUCGGGUGCCAGCGAUCCACCCUGUCCCGCUGCCGAGACUGGCCCCGCGCGGGUCCCGGUCACCCAUCUCCUCCGGAAAACGCUACCUUAG
This is a messenger RNA of Nomascus leucogenys (northern white-cheeked gibbon), 780 nucleotides long. RefSeq lists its product as uncharacterized. The record is from RefSeq and is a predicted model, not a curated record. NCBI's taxonomy places the organism in Eukaryota, Metazoa, Chordata, Mammalia, Primates, Hylobatidae. Bases 1 to 780 code for a protein of 259 amino acids. The transcript is spliced from 3 exons.